Molecule: messenger RNA, 1326 nt
Organism: Suillus paluster
Lineage: Eukaryota; Fungi; Basidiomycota; Agaricomycetes; Boletales; Suillaceae
Exons: 6
Coding region: 1-1326 (441 amino acids)
Source: RefSeq, a predicted model, not a curated record
AUGCUUGUUCUCAAGCAAGGCAGCAGGCAGCAAAGACCUAACUUUGUAGUAGUUAGAUUUCUCACUGCUGCACUUGUUGUACCCACACCACACAUCAUUUAUCAAGCCACCCAUCACAAGCUCAAGUUCGCAAAGAAGCACAUUGAACAUGCUUCACAUAAAGAUUUUACUCAGGAAGACUUGUGCAAGGGCAUGGAGCUACUCCAUCAAGGCUUAUGUCGGCUUUCCAACCAUACCUUCUGCAAGGCUAUUUCAGUCAAACAGGCUGUACAGCAGACCCUCAAGCAUGUGAUCAUAUUCACCACCUGGAAGCUUGAAUUGUUGAACCAAGAGACCAAUUUUCUGAAAUCCUUGCAGGAGGAACAGGAGGAGGACUUCAGGCUAGCAGAGUCAGAGGUGGAACUUUACAGGCAGAUUGUCUGUGCACAAGGGCUCCCUGGCUUGGAGGCUGAGAAAGACUAUCUCCAAGCUGUCUUUGCAGAGACAUUGGAUGACUUUGAUGUUGUCAAUGAGCAGUGCAAACAGUUCAUGACUCAUGCAAAGAGGCAUGUCAUUGGAGUGCCUCUUGCAAAUAGUAGCAACACAAAACAUUCUCCAGAGGAGCUUCUGGAAGAUUUCUGCAGUGAUGCAGGGAUUGCAUCCAUGUUCCCUCAAGAGCUCCAUCUGGAGCCUCACUAUGAGCCUCUCAAGUAUCCUGCAUCACAGCACCAACCUCCGCCUCUCGGGGAGUUCCAACUUAACUCUGGACACCAACCGCCCACGACACAGUCUGGAUCUUCUCAAUUCCAAGCUGAUCCAUACAACCCACCACUGCAGCCUUUCUUCCAACCCAACCCUGAACUCCAGCCACACGAACCUCAGUAUGAAUCAGAUGAAUAUGUUGCUGCCAAGGUCCCUCAAGCAGAGAAUGCAGAGUGGGCAUCAGUAGCAGGUGUCACAUACAUAAUGCCAGCAUUAACCCCAACUCCAGGCAACAUUACAGAAGGGGAGUCCUCCCAGUCCAAGUCGGAGGACUUUGAAGAUGAUUCAUCAACCCCCAUGGAUCUCAGUAAGGCAGAAAUACUGUCGAUCAAAGAAAAGAUGAAGGUUGAACUACAACAUGUCAUGUUGCAGAAGGAGGGAGUCGGUGCAAUGCACAAAAAACAUGCCAAAACUAUGAAGAAGGCGUUGACGGUUGGCAGAAUUGCAGUGAUUGGCCAUGGUGUUAAACAUAGACCAUUCAAAACACAAAGAGUCAAAGAAGAAAUGGUCUCAUGGAUGUCCCACAUCCGCCACCUGUUCAAGGACUAUGCUACACACAAUAUCCAGAAAGAUUUGGGAUUAUGA